AUGGCCACUCCUUCACCCUCCGCCUCCAAUCCGUCUCUCGCGACCUCGGCCUACAUGGUUUCCUCCGUCGACCAGUCCUACACGUCUCUUUCCGAAGAUGAGGUUGCUUCUCUUCCCUCCGAGUCCACCACCGCGUCGGACUUGGAAACCCUGUCGGACGACUACUCCGAUGCCGAGGAGGAAUGGCGGGAAAGCAUCGAGCAGUUGGAGCUCCUUUUGACGAUGGUGCUUGUGCCUUUCAUCGGGAAAUACCUUGGCCGCAAAUGCGCUUAUUGGAGUUGGACACGAUUCAUGGAAUGGAAAUACCCCGUCGAAGUGGUGGUUAGCAAUCCGACGGCCCACAAGGGAGCUGGUGCUGUUGAAGCCAUGGCAUCGCUAUGA
Aspergillus terreus NIH2624 is the source of this 381-nucleotide messenger RNA. RefSeq lists its product as uncharacterized. Gene Ontology annotation, biological process: mitochondrial outer membrane translocase complex assembly; protein insertion into mitochondrial outer membrane. Lineage: Eukaryota; Fungi; Ascomycota; Eurotiomycetes; Eurotiales; Aspergillaceae. The coding region runs from base 1 to 381 and encodes 126 amino acids. The record is from RefSeq and is a predicted model, not a curated record. Gene Ontology annotation, cellular component: mitochondrial outer membrane. The transcript is spliced from 2 exons.